AUGAUUGAUCAAUUUGUGAAAGGGUUCUAAAAAAUAGAUAGAUUUGGAGCCAUAUUUAGACCACCUAUAAUAGAUAUUCAUCCUGAAUAUAGAUCAGUUCUAGGUGGAAUAGCAACAUUUAUUUUAUAUGGGUCAAGUCUUGCAUACUUUUUGUAUCAAAUUAUCUAAUGGCAAUCAAACUAAUUAUUACCAAAAAUUACAUACAUUUAAACUUCUUAUGAUAAGAAAUACUAUAAUAUUGAAUAGAUGUUAUCUUCUUUUUAAAUUAGAAAAAACUAUAGACCUGAUUAAAUUGACCCAUUUGAUCCUAAAAACAUUAUUUUACAACCUAUCCUUUCUAAAUUUGCUAAUUAAUAACUUGUAUAAUCAUUUUCUUUUUUCUAUAACUAAAAAUCAGAUAAAGAAGAUAUUCAUGAAGUUAUUUUAGACAACAUAGAACUGAAUUUAAACUUGAACUAAUCCAAAGAUGAUCCAUAAAUUGAGUAUUUAUUAUCUUUUGGUACUUGUAUUGAUAAAUAUUUAUUGGAAGGGUAAAAAUGUGCAAAUUAAUCAUUGGUUGAUACUUACAUGAAUUAAAAAAGUCAUGCCAUAAUAUUAAAUCAUUAUGUUAAAGAAUAUAACUCAAAAUAAAAAUAAAUGUAAGAUGUAAAAAAACAAUAUUUAGCAAUUCUCACUAAUAAUACAACCUUAUAUUUUUAAAAUUAAAUUAGAUUAUCACAAACAUAAAUUGAUGAUGGAUUUUUAUUUCCAUCUAAUUCUUAUAAAGAAUUUCCUAUGGAUACAAUAAUCAUAUCUUAAACUACAGUUCCAGAUAGCUUUUAUAAUGUUUUUGAAAGAGCAACUUACUUAGUAAUGGCAUAUGGUUUAAGUGAAGUUAUUCAAGAAUAAUAUAUAGAAUAUCCUAAAAUAUCUGAAGUCUUAGCUGAUAUAGGAUCAAUUGUUUCAAUUAUCUUGAUUUUAUCUUAUUUAUUUGUGUUUUUCAAUGAACAUAAAUUAGAGAAAGAAUCAAUCUAAAAAGUUAUUUAAAUGUAUUAUCCAGAAUUUUCUAAUAUCAAAUUUCUUCAAAAUUGGUAUGGUAAAAUUGUAGAAGUAAAAUAAAAUGAUUUAUCAAUUGACAAAAAAGAAUUUAUGUUAUUUUACAAUAAAAUUUAAAGAAUUGCUGCUAAAAAACUUAGUAUUACGAAUAUUUUAUAUUCUUUGGCAAAAUUGCAAUUCUUACUUUAAUCUACUUAUAAUUCUGAUAAAAUUAAAUUAGCUCAUAAAAUUGGUAUUAAACUUAAAUAGUUUUCUAAAGUUAAUAAUAUCCAAUCACCAUAAUUGAUUUAAGAGUAAUUAAAUAUGCAAGAGAUAUCAAAGAAUGAAUCAAAAGAGCACAUACAAAUACAUGAUAUAGCAAAUAUUAAUUUUAAUGAUUAAAGUAAUUAUUAAAAUUCUAUGAUACGUGAAGAAACUAUCAAGAAGGAUAAUUCUAAAAGCAUAUUUUUAAAAUUAAAAGAUGAAAGUUAUCUCUUAAGUGAUUAGGAUUUCUAACUUUUUACUAUAGAUGAACCUAUAGUUAUAGAAAAUGAUAUCUAAAAAUUAGAUUCAUAUUUUGAGAAUAAUUAUAUUGAUCUUUGA
This is a messenger RNA of Paramecium sonneborni, 1617 nucleotides long. Lineage: Eukaryota; Ciliophora; Oligohymenophorea; Peniculida; Parameciidae. The record is from the annotation of a GenBank genome assembly.